GUUGAGCAUCACCUAACUCUCUUUCAAGAAAUGAUACUUUCAUGAAUGCAUGCAUUGGCAAUAGCAGUCCUGUGCUCUAUUAAGUCUAUAUAUAUUCAAGAAACCACUCUCACCUUCUUCAUUCACAUUCUUAACCCACAACUGAUGAAAUGUCGAUAUCAGUUUCAACUCUCUGUAUGCUUCUCAUGCUUUCUUGCUUCAACUUAGGAGCGUAUUUGAAAGUGGCUGAUGCACAAAGAACUUGGUGCAUUGCGAACCCAUCAACCAGCAACACUGAGCUAAUAGCAAACCUAGACUAUGCCUGCAGCCAUGUGGGUUGCUCUCUGAUACAACAGGGCAGCAGCUGCUUCUACCCAAAUAAUUACCUCCACCAUGCUUCGUUUGCUAUGAAUUUGUACUACCAGCGUUCUGGCAGACACAGGUCGGAUUGUAACUUUUCAAACUCUGGACUCAUUUCCUUCAGUGAUCCAAGUUUUCGUAGUUGCAAUUAUGAGACCGGUGGAGGUAUAGUAGAAAGCCACAGAUCAGAAAACCAAACAUCGGAAACUUGGUGUGUGGCGAAACCGGCAACAGAAAACAGUAUGCUGCAGGAAAAUAUAAACUUUGCUUGCAAUCACGUGGACUGUACUCCCAUACAAGAUGGCGGACCAUGCUACAACCCAACAACACUAGUGAACCAUGCCUCAUUUGCCAUGAACCUUUAUUACCAGACCACACAGAGAACCAAUACCAGCUGUGAUUUCAAGGGUAGUGGUCUAAUUGUUAACAGAAAUCCAAGUUAUGGCAAUUGCACUUUUUGAGUCCAAGAAAAAUGCUCGCUUAGUACUAAUAGUUGUUAUUGAGAAAGGCUUGCUGUUAGGAGGUGCAAUGUUGUUAGAUACAUGAUAAUAAAUUGGGGAAGAAACUUUGUUCUCAUUCUAUUUACUCUACUACGAAACAUUCGUGAUUUGUUUGUGCAUGUUUCAUGAUGAAUAUUUCUUAACUUUUCGUUUCUA
Molecule: messenger RNA, 995 nt
Organism: Ricinus communis (castor bean)
Lineage: Eukaryota; Viridiplantae; Streptophyta; Magnoliopsida; Malpighiales; Euphorbiaceae
Product: glucan endo-1,3-beta-glucosidase 13
Exons: 7
Coding region: 150-800 (216 amino acids)
Source: RefSeq, a predicted model, not a curated record